Molecule: messenger RNA, 1701 nt
Organism: Aspergillus nidulans FGSC A4
Lineage: Eukaryota; Fungi; Ascomycota; Eurotiomycetes; Eurotiales; Aspergillaceae
Product: FAD-dependent oxidoreductase
Exons: 6
Coding region: 1-1701 (566 amino acids)
Cellular component (GO): membrane
Molecular function (GO): FAD binding; monooxygenase activity
Source: RefSeq, a predicted model, not a curated record
AUGGCUGCCUUCACCGUUAUCAUAAUCGGCGGGAGCAUAUCGGGCCUCACCCUGGCGAACGUGCUGGAGAAGUAUGGGAUCAAAUACAUACUUCUUGAAAAGCGCCCGUCGAUUGGACCCCAGCUUGGAGCAACUGUCGUGGUCCACCCUAGCGGCCUACACCUCCUUUCCCAGCUUGGUCUCAGAGAGAGAGUUGAGGAAUUAGCAACCCCGGUGGAACUGCAGAAGGCAAUUGGACCGGAUGGAACCUUUGUAUUGAAUAUCGCAGCCACGAAUCAAUGCGACCGCACGAUUGCUGAUGCGCUCAGUACUGGUUAUAUGCCAAUGUUCAUUGCACGACAAGACCUCAUCAAAGUGCUUUAUGAUAAUUUGCAAGACAAAUUCAGGGUUCAUGCCUCGCUGGGGCUAAGAGAACUCGAAUGGGCAGGCGACAAGGUAAAAGUCACGACUACUGACGGUACCUCAGUUGUUGGAGAUAUUGUUGUAGGUGCGGACGGUGCCAAUAGCAGAACUAGGGCAGAGAUCUGGAAAAUCGCCGACGUUGAAGACCCGAGUUAUGGGUCACAACAGCUGGCUAAAUCAAUCGCCUGUACCUAUCGCUGCGUGUUUGGGAUGGUAGAUGACGGCGACAGCAGCCUUGCUCGCACUGCAUAUCUAGCUUUCCAGUACAACAGGGCAUAUACGUACCUUCCCACUGACUCUGGAAGAGCUUAUUUCCUUGCAUUCUUUAAGAACCCUGCAAAGACUGUCAAUGACGCGAUCCCUCGGUAUUCCGAUCAAGAUGAAGAUGCAGACGUCGCGGCGCAUGCGAACGACAUCAUCGUACCCGGGCUUACAUUCGGCGAUCUGUACAAGCGGCGGACACGGUGUACCCUUGUACCGCUGCAGGAGUAUCUGCUUGAUAAAUGCUUCUAUAAACGGGUGGUGUUGAUUGGGGAUGCUGUUCACAAGUUGAACCCCAUCACCGGCCGUGGAGCAAAUCUAGCAAUCGAAGGAGCAGCUCUUCUCGGUGAUUUGAUUAAGCACGCCCUGGAGAAGAGCUUGCAGCCGACGGACGAGAUGCUUCAAACAGCGUUCUUCACAUACCAGCAAUGCACGAAAUCAAGGGCACCAUCACAGAUCGAUGACGCUCAUCGGGUUCAGAGCCUCGCAGCCCUCGAGAACCCAUUGUUAAAGUUUAUGAGCCUAAAGCUCUUAAAAAGGGCUACCGCCGAUAAGCUGGCUCUCGGCGUCGCCGUUGAUUUUUCUACAGGCCAUAGCAUGCGAUAUCUGCCCCAACUGCCACAGCGAGGUAUGGUACCACUGAACAAGGAUGUAGUCGCCAACCCGGAACAUCGACCUGCCUCCUCCACAGUGCUCUGGAUUAUACUGAUGCUCGGGAUGGCUUCCCUGGGUGCAGUUUGGCAAAAGCACCAGAGGGCCGAAGAGGAUCAACCCAUUCAUGGUUACACUCUUCUCACUUUAUCGACCUUCUACAAUCUGAUGAUCCUCUUCGCCAGUGCAGUCCAUGGUUCUCUCGGACGGCGCGCGGUUAAUCUGUCAUUCUCUGACGAUUCUGGCAUGGUCCCAUUUUACGCUGUGGGACAUGCGCCGGACAAAUAUCGUCCAACAACCCCUUCUCGUCGCGUCGGCUUGCUUGUUCCUGGGCCUUCUUAUCUUGGGUCCGGCGGCCACUUUAAUGGGCUUUUGGAAGUGGCGUGA